AUGUACCGGAAGCCAAAUGCGCCGUUUAGGCCGCCGCGGCCCAUCGGGAGCAGAGAAUCUGGCUCUAAUAAUCUGAAUAGCGAGACUUCCGCCAACCCCGAUGUUAUCGCGUCUGGCAAUCGCGUCCUACCGACACCCACUACUGAAAAUACUAAUACAAGCUUUCCCGUGCAAGCCCGCGUAAAGAGGCUUAAAGUAGGUCUAGUGCGAAGGCCAGCCCCGGUAGCACCGGCGGCAGACCUGGCAGAACAUGAGUCUCGGCCUAGUUCACAACAGGAUACUUCCCAGGGCCUGAAAAAGUACUACACCGUGCAAUGGAGAAAACGUACAAACAAGAAGAACAAGUCGUGGGAAGGCGACGGAUACAUCGUAGUAACAGAUGAAGGUUCGGUUCUUAAAAUCUUGGUCAAGGACCGCCUCUAUAAACCUGUAGGACGCUCCAAGAAGAACACCGUAGAGGGCCUCAUCCUUUUCGGAUCCUAUGAGGCAGAGGUCGACUCAGAGGCGUCGCUCGACGAAAUACGAAGACUCACGUCUCCUGACGACGCGUUGGCGUUAACGUCCUCGCCGGUCCGUGAAAACAAAUCGCUUUUCUCAGAGCCAAUGAAGAAACACAACCCGCAUUUGAUCAAAGGGCAAGAAUCCCUGCUCUUUGUGGAGCCUGAUUCUGUUGAACCUGUUCUGGAACCUAUUAAAGAGUCCCCUGUAUCCAUGUCGGUGCCACCAGCGGCUGAUCUGUGUCAAUUCUCCCUACCGAUGAUAGGCAGUACAAUGAAACGCUUAAAUGUCGAUGAAUGUCUUCUGGCAAAGCUCCGCGAACACCAGCGGGAGGCCGUUCUGUUCAUUUACGAGUGUAUAGUCGGAAUUAGAGAUCCAAACCACUUGGGGGCGCUUCUAGCCGACGAAAUGGGACUUGGAAAAACUCUCACAGCAAUAACGGUAAUCUGGACGCUCUUGAAACAAAGCCCUAUUCCUAAUGAGAAACCACCUUUGAAGAAAGUUCUUAUAUGCUGUCCUGUGACCCUUAUUGACAACUGGUAUCGUGAGUUCACAAAGUGGCUCGACAUAAACCGUAUUGGAAUCUUGGCGCUCAACAAGCAACAGACGGCAAAAAAAGAUAAGCAAGAUAUUGUUUCGUUUGGGAAAACGAAAGUUUACCAGGUUCUCAUUAUGAGUUAUGAGAAGGUAAUGAGUUGCAGUCAAGAGCUCUCAUCUGUAGACAUUGAUCUCAUGGUUUGCGACGAGGGCCACAGACUCAAGAGUGCUGCUAAUAAAACUCUUAACACACUCACUAGCUUUCAGAUCCCUAGAAAAUUGCUUCUCACCGGAACGCCCAUUCAGAACGAUUUAAACGAGUAUUACACCAUCAUCAACUUUAUAAAUCCAGGGAUAUUAGGUCUGUAUCCCGAAUUUCAGAAAAAUUAUCUCAGACCUAUCGUGAAGGCUCGAGAUAAAAGUUGUCUCCAUAAGGACACUCUCAGAGAAGGUAAGAGCAAAUCGAAUGAGCUUAUCGCCAUUACAAAAUCCUUUGUGUUACGAAGAACUAAAGAUUCAAUAAGAAACUUCCUCACGGACAGAACUGAUGUUUUAGUUUUUUGCAGGCCUAACAGCUUGCAAAAGCGUUUGUUCGAGUUAGCGUCAUCAUCGAACAAAUUUACGUCAGUGAUGGGCUCCGAAAGCACCACAGUCCUCUCCUUGAUCAAUGUCUUCAGAAAGAUAUGUAACCUGCCUUCUUUGGUCGUGGAUGAUACGCUCUUUCAGCAGCUUUACAUGAAUGCUCAAUCGAAGCCAGAACUGCUCAAUCCUCUGAACUUAAAGAACAAAGUUGCAGGAAGCAAAAUUAAUGUACUUGUACCGCUCUUGCUAGAAUUUAAAAAAAAUAGUGAAAAGGUGGUGUUGAUCUCUAAUUUUACCCAAACCUUGGAUCUUUUGGAACUGGUCCUCUCGAAACUCAACAUGCUGUUCCUUCGUUUGGAUGGCACCACAUCAUCAAACACGAGAGAUCAAUUGGUGACCAAAUUUAAUACGAGUCCAUUGUUCGAUGUCUUUUUGUUAUCGGCUAAGGCCGGUGGAGUUGGACUCAAUUUAAUAGGAGCGUCCAGACUCAUUCUCUUCGACAACGACUGGAAUCCGCUGAUAGACCAACAAGCCCUUGCUCGUAUUCACAGAGAUGGCCAGAAACUUCCCGUUUUUGUGUAUCGGCUCUUCACAGCAGGCGCCAUUGAUGAAAAGAUUUUUCAACGCCAACUCACCAAAAUUACCCUCAGCGACCAAUUUUUGGAUGAACACACGGAUUCAAAUCUGAAUAUUUUUGAUUAUGAAGAUUUGCGCGAUUUGUUCACUAUCAAUGACUCAAAAUGUAACACUCACGACCUUCUUGAAUGUGAAUGCAAGGGAGAUGGUAGUAGUACAGCAGCUCAGACCGAAGUAGAGACAGACACUGAUUCAGAUGAAGAGAAUGGUCCCGAGAUGCCGUCUUCCGGUUUUUCUAGUGCCUUGAGUUUGAUGGAGGGUGCAGAUACAAAGGAGCUGACGAAGACGAGAGCUAUCAGAACGGCUCUUGUGCAUUUCAAGCAUUACGAUCCCGCUGUUGGAACCGCACAAAUUGAAGACCAAUUGUUAGCAAGACUAUUAUCGAGGACUGAUGGCGACAUUAGCUACUGUUUUACUCAUUUACAAGCAAGUGGUACUAAAUAG
Molecule: messenger RNA, 2697 nt
Organism: Australozyma saopauloensis
Lineage: Eukaryota; Fungi; Ascomycota; Pichiomycetes; Serinales; Metschnikowiaceae
Gene: RDH54
Product: DNA-dependent ATPase
Exons: 1
Coding region: 1-2697 (898 amino acids)
Biological process (GO): double-strand break repair via homologous recombination; reciprocal meiotic recombination
Cellular component (GO): nucleus
Molecular function (GO): ATP binding; ATP-dependent chromatin remodeler activity; DNA translocase activity
Source: RefSeq, a predicted model, not a curated record